AUGGGUUGGUUUCCUACAGCUUCUGUUCCGCCACUGGCACAACAGUUACUUCCACCACUUUCUUCGUCACUUUAUAAAGGUGAAUGUGGUCGGAUAGGUGUUGUUGGUGGUUCUCCCACUUAUACUGGUGCUCCAUUUUUUGCAGCAAUGACGGCUCUAAGAGUGGGAGCUGAUAUGGUGCACGUAUUUGCUCCACCAGAGGCAGCUAGGGUAAUCAAGGGCUACAGUCCAGAACUAAUGGUGCAUCCAUCAUACGACCGCAAUACUCUUCGGGAAUCACUGCAUCGAUUGGAUGCACUUGUUUUAGGACCGGGAUUGGGUAGGGCAGACAGUUCUUUUGAGACUGUGGAACAUGUUGUUGAAGCAGCACGUGAAAAACAGUUACCUUUGGUUAUUGACGCUGAUGGAUUAUUUUUUGUGAGCAAAAAGUUGGAAAUUAUCAAAGGAUACAAAAAAGCUAUUCUAACGCCAAACUUUCCUGAAUUUGGUCGUCUUUAUGAGGCUGCAUUUAAUGGUACGAAAGCUGUGGAGGAAAAAUUGAAAAGUGGUGAGGCUGCGAAAGAACUUGCGAAUCAUCUUGGUUGUACAGUAUUUCAGAAAGGCAGUAAGGACAUAAUAACCGAUGGUGCUGAAGUUGAACUUGGAGAAGAAGAGGGCUCUCCUCGUCGAUGUGGUGGUCAAGGCGACUUGUUGAGUGGAACUCUGGCAGUAUUCUUUUAUUGGGCAGAAAGAAAAAAUCUCCCUUCGCCUUCUGUAAUAGCUGGUAAAGCAGCUAGUCAGUUUAUUCGCUUAGGAGCACGACGGAGUUUUAAGAAACAUGGUCGUUCUAUGGUUGCUGGUGACAUAAUUGAUGAAAUUCCUGCUUUGAUAGCUGAUCUUGAUGGGUAUUCUGAAUAA
Enterobius vermicularis (human pinworm) is the source of this 897-nucleotide messenger RNA. Lineage: Eukaryota; Metazoa; Nematoda; Chromadorea; Rhabditida; Oxyuridae. The record is from the annotation of a GenBank genome assembly.